AUGUUCACGAAGCCAAAAAAGCCCGCGCCCGUGGACGAGGAGGACCUCCUCUUCGAGAUCCAGGACCCGUCCGCCGAGGCCGCCGAGGCCGGCGUCGCCGAGGUGCGCGUGGGCCCGGGCACGAUCCCGCUCGUCUUCGAGGACGCGGGCUGCGGCGCCCGCGUCGCCGCGGCGCGCGCGCCCCUCGACGCCGACGUCGGCGUCGGCUGGCGGCUGGUGGCCGUGAACGGCAUCGACGUCGCGGGCGUGGGCGCGGACGGCGUGCGCGCGGUGCUGGAGAAGCGGUCGAGCGAGGACCGGAAGCUGCGCUUCGAGACGGGCGAGGCCGAGGCGCUGGAGAAGGUGGAGAUCGCCGUCGACGGGGCGACGAUCGUGAACCUGGGGCUGGAUUUCGACGCCGCGGCCAAGCCCGCCGUCGUCGCGGCCGUCGCGGCGGAGUCGCCGCUCGCGGGCCGCGUCGCCGUCGGCGCCAAGCUCGUCUUCGCGCGCCUGGUCAAGGCGACGCCCAGCGCCUACGCGCUCCGGUUCCUCACGCCGCCGCCGCGGCAGACGCUCCUGGACUGCGCGACGUUCGCGCCGGGCGACGGCGAGCGCUUCGACGCCGUGCGGCGGCGCGCGUCGGCGUGGAUCUCGGCCUCGGAGCUCGCCAUCGUGUCCGUCGAGACCGUCGACGGCGAGUCGCUCCGCGUCUGGUUCGACGCGCUCGACCGACGAAACCGGCGCGCGCGCGCGUUGGACGCCGUCGCGAAGACGCGCCGGAGCCCCUGGGUCGUCGACCCCGAGCGGGGGCUCGCGACGCUCGUCGGGCCGGCGCCGCCCUGA
This is a messenger RNA of Aureococcus anophagefferens, 822 nucleotides long. RefSeq lists its product as hypothetical. The record is from RefSeq and is a predicted model, not a curated record. Bases 1 to 822 code for a protein of 273 amino acids. Lineage: Eukaryota; Pelagophyceae; Pelagomonadales; Pelagomonadaceae. The transcript has 2 exons.